AUGAAGACCACGGCUGUCGCAUGCGCCCUCGCCGGUCUCGCCAUUGGCUCUGCUUCUGCUGAGAGCCCGACCCCGACCGAGCGCCAGGCUCCUCACCGCGCCCGCGCCGUCCCCGUUGUCACGGUUUCCGGUAAUGCUUUCUGGGCCAACGGUGAGCGCUUCAUCAUUCGCGGAAUUGACUACCAGCCCGGUAGCUCCGGCAAGAACGAUGAUCCCAUCGCCAACGUCAACACGUGCAAGCGCGAUAUCACCGAGUUCAAGCGCCUCGGCAUCAACGCUGUCCGCAUUUACAGUCUGGACAACUCGGCAAACCACGAUGAGUGCAUGGGCCUGCUCGCCGACGCCGGCAUCUACCUGAUGGCCGAUCUCAACAGCCCCAAGUACUCCAUCAACCGUGACGACCCCGGACCCAGCUACAACGCCGCGUACCUGCAGUCCGUCUUUGCUACCGUCGAGGAGUUCGCCAAGUACGACAACACGCUCCUCUUCUUCUCCGGCAACGAGGUCAUCUACACGCUCAACACGACCACCUCGGCAGAGUACGUCAAGGCGACGACGAGGGAUGUCAAGAACUACAUGCGGGCCCGCGGUCUGCGCCAGAUUCCCGUCGGCUACUCGGCCGCCGACAUCUCGGCCAACGUCUGGCAGGCGGCUGACUACUUCAACUGCGGCAGCGAUGACGCCCGUAGCGAUUUCUGGGCUUUCAACGACUACUCUUGGUGCAACACGGACUUUUUGACGUCGGGCUGGAACCAGAAGGUUCAGAACUUCACCGAUUACGGCAUUCCCGUCUUCCUGUCCGAGUACGGCUGCAACACCAACGGUGAGCGCAAGUUCAACGAGAUCGAGUCCCUGAUGCACCCCAACACGACGGGCGUCUACUCAGGCGGCCUCAUGUUCGAGUACACCAUGGAGGAGAACAACUUUGGCAUCAUCGAGGUCAAGAACGGCAAGGUCGAGGAGCUUCCCGAGUUUGGGAACUUUGCCUCGGCCCUCAGCAAGUGGCCCAUGCCCACGGCGGCCACGGCCCUGCACUCGACGACCCACGGCGUCGCCUGCCCGACAUCGGCCUCCCUGUGGGAGGUGAACGAGAGCCUGCUGCCCAAGAUGCCUCAAGAGGCCGAAAAGUACAUGGAUGACGGUGCCGGCACAGGUCCCGGCCUCGACGGCGAUGGCUCUCAGUGGAACGUCGACAGCGGCACCGCCACGACGUCGGUCGCCAGCGGUACCCCCUCUCCCACCGGCCAGGGUUCCAGCAGUGGCGGCGGCGGCGGCAACAACGGUGGCAGCGGCAACGGCGAAAGCGCGGCCGCCGGCCUCGCUUCCCACGGCAUGCUGUAUGUCAGCUUUGCCGCCGCUGUGGGCACUAUCAUGGGUGUUAUGUUCCUCUGA
Molecule: messenger RNA, 1392 nt
Organism: Verticillium dahliae VdLs.17
Lineage: Eukaryota; Fungi; Ascomycota; Sordariomycetes; Glomerellales; Plectosphaerellaceae
Product: 1,3-beta-glucanosyltransferase gel1
Exons: 4
Coding region: 1-1392 (463 amino acids)
Biological process (GO): fungal-type cell wall (1->3)-beta-D-glucan biosynthetic process
Cellular component (GO): fungal-type cell wall; cytoplasm
Molecular function (GO): 1,3-beta-glucanosyltransferase activity
Source: RefSeq, a predicted model, not a curated record